UUAAGCUUCUGACCCGCAAUUUUCUUUCUCACUGUCUCUUUGUCUUCUAAUUUGUUUUUCUUGUUACCCCUAAGAAAACAGGUAACACGAUGGCCUUCAACAAAAGCAUGGUUAUCUUGGCAAUUCUCUGUUUCAUCCUUGUACAAGAGUUGGAGAUCUAUUGUGGAAAUCAGCACAUGGUUGCUGCCGAACGGAUAGACUGUGCUGGCAAAUGCAACUACAGGUGCAGCAAGUCGUCAAGGCACAAUAUGUGCAUAAGGGCAUGCACUGGUUGCUGUAAGAAGUGCAAUUGCGUGCCACCAGGCACAUCAGGGAACAAAGAUAAGUGCCCUUGCUAUGCAUCCCUCACCACUCAUGGAGGAAAGCUCAAGUGCCCUUGAGAGUUAUAUUUAUAUAUAUACAUAUCAGAAAUUCCAACAGACAUAUAUAUAUAUAAAUAAUGCAGAAUAUGUGAUAAUAUGGUUUGAUCAAAAUAAGGCACUUAGGGAAGCAAAUAGCUAGCAGUGAAGGGGCUUGUUGGAUAAUUAUAAGGAAAAUGAAUGAUUUGAUUUGGUUUAAUUUUGUAAUGCUUCAAUAUUUGUUUGGUACAAGGGAAGAGCAUGUGUGAGCUUUGCACUUAUUAAUGUUGGUGUUGGUCCAAGUUGCAGUGUUCUUUGCAU
Molecule: messenger RNA, 659 nt
Organism: Gastrolobium bilobum
Lineage: Eukaryota; Viridiplantae; Streptophyta; Magnoliopsida; Fabales; Fabaceae
Product: cypmaclein-like
Exons: 3
Coding region: 90-380 (96 amino acids)
Source: RefSeq, a predicted model, not a curated record